Messenger RNA from Drosophila mauritiana, 1010 nucleotides. RefSeq lists its product as uncharacterized. The record is from RefSeq and is a predicted model, not a curated record. The coding region runs from base 327 to 704 and encodes 125 amino acids. NCBI's taxonomy places the organism in Eukaryota, Metazoa, Arthropoda, Insecta, Diptera, Drosophilidae. The transcript is spliced from 2 exons.
UAAAUUUAAAAAUUGUACCAUGCAAAUGAGUUCCUAAUUUCUAAUAAUCUAGCAGAUUUUACACAAACAUUUUAUAUCACCAACAAUGUUACACGUUUAGAACCAAUCACUUACAAACAAAAGAAAUGAUAAAAUCCCAUGUAAAACAUGUAAUGAUAAUUAGUUUUACUCUGUAUUUAGCAUAUAAGAUUAAAAAUAUACAUAAGAAAAUUAUUGUCAAAUAUUGUAAACAAAAAGAAGAACAUCCGCACACAAUAUUAUGCUAUAUCCAAAUUUAACGACCCGAGGACAGGCCAAAUUCAAAGGUUGGGGGAGUGACAUACCAUAUGCAUAAGUCCCUAAGACUUAAGCACAUGCCUACACAGCACACCCAAAUACACCCUACACUACUCCGGAUGUACCUAAUGGAUUCCAGGCCACACAACGACCGCUCAGCGAACGGCCAUUGCCACCAGCGAAGAAAUGUUUACAUGACACUUGGACAGGAAACCCCUACUCCUCCGGACUGGGUAAUAAGAGCACGACUCAGCAAAGAACUGACCCACUCAAGAGUAGGCAACACAGCACUUCGGAAUUUCGACCCAAAAAUUCACCCACUCAUGAGUCUGCGACGCAGCACUUAUGGAUUAACACUUACACUUGUAGUAUUUAAGACACUAUGUAUUUCCUUCUCGCAGCAGAGGUCGAAUUGUGACCCGAGCUAGAAUAUAGAAUCAGAUCAGUUUUUGUGACCGAACAAACAACACGUCCUCUUAUUCAGUCGGGACCUGAAACUUCGGGCUCUUUGCAGAAAACCUACAACUCCAACCACGAUUUAAGGAAAUAAGGAUUCCUUAAUCAUAACUGGCGCAGCCGACGACUACGAACCAAGAUGGAUUCAUUGAUGCUAAUACUAUUGUAAGCACACACACACACAUUACCUAGAUGGUCACCUGUGAGUAGAAAAUUUUUUUUAAUCGGAGUGGUAUUACUUUUAAAGAAAAGUGGGACAUGGAAAAAAGUAAGAGCAA